AUGGCUAAACCAGUCGAUCCAAAUAAAGAAGAUCAAUAUGCAACAGCUAUAUUAAAUCGUAAUGAACGUCCAAAUCAUUUAAUUAUUGAUAAUGCUAUUAAUGAUGAUAAUAGUGUUGUUACAUUAUCACAACAAAAAAUGAAUGAAUUACAAUUAUUUCGUGGUGAUACGGUUUUACUUAAAGGCAAAAAAUGUCAUGAAACAAUAUGUAUUGUUCUUGCUGAUGAUACAUGUCAAAAUGAUCGUAUACGAAUGGAUCGUGUUGUACGAAAUAAUUUACGCGUACAUUCAAGUGAUAUUGUUUCAAUUCAAGGUUUAAAAGAUGUUCAACGUGGUAAACAUAUAUCUGUUUUACCUAUUGAUGAUACUGUACAAGGAAUAACAGGCAAUCUAUUGAAAGUUUAUUUAAAACCAUAUUUUGCUGAAGCUGAUCGACCAGUACGUGAAGGUGAUGUUUUUAGUGUACAUGCAGCUAUGCAUGCUGUAGAAUUUAAAGUAAUUGUAACUGAACCAAGUCCGUAUUGUAUUGUUACAUCACGUACAAUUAUUCAUUGUGAUGGUGAUCCCAUUAAACGUGAAGAAGAAGAAAUAUCUUUAAAUGAAAUUGGUUAUGAUGAUAUUGGUGGUAUUAGAAAACAAUUAGUACAAAUUAAAGAAAUGGUUGAAUUACCAUUGAAACAUCCACAAUUAUUUAAAACAAUUGGAGCUAAGCCACCACGAAAUAUUCUUUUAUAUGGACCACCAGGCACAGGUAAAAAUUUAAUUGCACGUGCAGUGGCUAAUGAGAUUGGUGCAUUUUUCUUUUUAAUCAAUGGACUGGAAAUUGUGUCUAAAUCAGCUGGUGAAUCUGAAUCUAAUUUACGUAAAAAAUUUGAAGAAGCUGAAAUGAAAUCUCCAGCUAUUAUUUUUAUUGAUAAGCUUGAUGCAAUUGCAGCAGAACAUGGUCUUAAACAACGUUCAAAUGUGAUUGUUAUGGCAGCAACAAGACAACGAAAUUUGAUUGAUCCCGCAGUUCGUCAUUUUGGUUGUUUCGAUCGAGAAAUCGAUAUUGGUAUUCCUAAUGCUGUUGAUCGUUUAGAAAUUCUUCGUAUACAUACAAAAAAUAUGAAAUUAGAUGGUAAUGUUAAUCUUGAACAAAUUAGUAAUGAAACACAUGGCUGUGUUGGUGCAGAUUUAGCAUCAUUAUGUUCAGAAGCUGCUUUACAACAAAUUCGAGAGAAAAAGCAUGUUAUUGAUUUAGAAGAACAUACGAUUAAUGCUGAAGCACUCAAUUCAUUAGUUAUUACACAAGAGAAUUUUCGAUUUGCAUUAAAUCAAUCAAAUGCAUCAGCUUUACGUGAAAUAGUUGUUGAAGUACCAACAACAACAUGGGAAGAUAUUGGCUGUUCAAACGGUGUUAAACUUGGUUUACAACAAAUAGUUAAAUAUCCUUUUCAACAUCCAGGAGAAUUUCUCAAAUUUGAUACGACACCACCACGUGGUGUUCUCUUAUAUGGACCACCUGGUUAUGGUAAAACAUUAGUAGCCAAAGCUAUUGCUAAUGAAUGUCAAGCUAAUUUUAUUUCGAUAAAAGUUUCUGAAUUAUUAAGUAUAUGGUUUAAUGAACCAGAAGCUUAUGUCCAUGAUGUAUUUGAUAAGGCUCGUCAAGCAGCACGAUGUAUACUCUUUAUUGAUGAAUUAGGUUUACUUGCUAAAGAUCGUGGCGGGAGCGCUGGAUAUGAUAGUGGUGCAAUUCAACGUAUUAUUAAUCAAAUUUUAAUUGAAAUGGAUGGUAUGAGUGCAAAGAAAAGUGUUUUUUUUAUUGGUUCCACUAGUCGAUCGGAUAUUCUUGAUUUAGAGUUUUUCAAAACAGGUCGUCUCGACUACCAAUAUUAUAUUCCAUUACCAAAUGAAGAAUCACGUCUAGUAAUUCUUAAAACUGGUUUAUGCAAAACACUGUUGGCUGAAGAUAUAAAUCUGAAGUACUUGGUCGAAAAAACCGACAAUUUAACUGGUGCUAUUAUUAAUGGAAUAUGUCGUGAAGUAAAACGAUUGGCAGCAAGAGAAUUUAUUGAAAGAAGAGGUACAGCGAAUUUAAUUCCAGAACCACAAAUUCGUCGUGGCCAUUUUUAUCCAAUAAUCCAAUACAACUCCAAGGUUUAUCUCAGAUGCUGA
Molecule: messenger RNA, 2154 nt
Organism: Rotaria sp. Silwood1
Lineage: Eukaryota; Metazoa; Rotifera; Eurotatoria; Philodinida; Philodinidae
Source: the annotation of a GenBank genome assembly